Macaca mulatta (Rhesus monkey) is the source of this 1991-nucleotide messenger RNA. Lineage: Eukaryota; Metazoa; Chordata; Mammalia; Primates; Cercopithecidae. The record is from RefSeq and is a predicted model, not a curated record.
UCUCAAUGUUACGCUGUUCAGGACUCAGGAUCCUGCCCUCUGAGGGUUUAGAGAAGUCAUUCUCACUGUCUCACCCUGGCUCUCUUCAUCCAGCGCAGUUCUUUACUUUCUCAGGAAACAAACGGGAUGAAAGUCCAGAGCUGGGACUUCCUCCUUGGUGUGUUUGACAAGGACUGACGUACUCUAGGCCCUUUGAAUCCCGGAAGUCCAGUACACACCCAACCUUGAUUACAGUGUCUAGAAUGCUGGAGCGUAGGUGAAAGGACAAAAGCCAGACACAUUUCGACAUGAGGGAUCCACUGACAGAUUGUCCGUAUAAUAAAGUAUACAAGAACCUAAAGGAGUUUUCUCAAAAUGGAGAGAAUUUCUGCAAACAGGUCACAUCUGUUCUUCAGCAAAGGGCAAACCUGGAAAUUAGCUAUGCCAAAGGACUUCAGAAACUGGCAAGCAAGCUGAGCAAAGCAUUACAGAACACGAGAAAAAGCUGUAUCAGCAGUGCCUGGGCCUGGGCCUCAGAGGGAAUGAAAUCCACAGCGGACCUGCAUCAAAAACUUGGCAAAGCAAUUGAAUUGGAAGCAAUAAAACCGACUUAUCAAGUCCUAAACGUACAAGAGAAGAAGAGAAAAUCACUUGACAAUGAAGUUGAAAAGACAGCAAAUCUUGUCAUUAGCAACUGGAAUCAGCAAAUUAAGGCCAAGAAGAAAUUAAUGGUUAGUACCAAGAAACAUGAAGCACUUUUCCAGCUUGUAGAAAGCUCCAAGCAAUCUACGACUGAGAAGGAGAGGCGGAAGCUCCUCAAUAAACUGACAAAAUCAACUGAGAAGUUGGAAAAGGAAGAUGAAAAUUACUACCAAAAAAACAUGGUGGGUUAUUCUACCAGACUGAAAUGGGAAAACACACUAGAGAACUGCUACCAGAGCAUUCUGGAGCUGGAGAAGGAAAGAAUUCAACUUUUAUGCAAUAACUUAAACCAGUACAGCCAACAUAUUUCUCUUUUUGGCCAAACCCUGACCACAGUGAGUAUAGACGAUCUCUCCAUUUCUGGUAUGCCUGGUAAGAAGGGGCAGAAACCUUUCUUCGACAACCUUAUUCUGCUCCCCUUGGCAUUGCAGUGCCACACGCAGAUUCACUGUGCCAUCAGCAAGAUUGACAUUGAAAAAGAUAUCCAGGCUGUAAUGGAAGAAACUGCAAUUUUAUCUACAGAAAACAAAUCUGAGUUCCUGUUAACAGAUUACUUUGAAGAAGAUCCUAACAGUGCAAUGGAUAAAGAGAGACGAAAGUCUUUAAUAAAACCAAAAUUAUUGAGACUGCAGAGAGACAUUGAAAAAGCCUCAAAAGACAAGGAAGGCCUGGAACGAAUGCUUAAAACAUACUCCAGCAACUCCUCCUUCUCUGAUGCAAAGAGCCAGAAAGACACAGCAGCGUUAAUGGAUGAGAACAAUUUGAAACUAGACCUUUUGGAAGCAAACUCCUACAAACUGUCAUCAGUGUUAGCAGAACUUGAGCAAAGACCUCAACCCAGCCAUCCUUGCAGUAACUCCAUCUUCAGGUGGAGGGAAAAGGAGCAUACUCAUAGCUAUGUGAAAAUAUCUCGGCCUUUUUUAAUGAAGAGAUUAGAGAGUAUUGUGAGCAAAGCAUCUUCUGGUGGGCAGAGCAAUCCAAGUUCUUCAACUCCAGUCCCUGGUGCAGCCCAGCUCAGCAGCAGACUUUGCAAGGCCUUAUAUUCUUUUCAAGCCAGGCAAGAUGAUGAGUUGAAUUUGGAAAAGGGUGACAUUGUGAUUAUACACGAGAAAAAAGAAGAAGGAUGGUGGUUUGGAUCUUUGAAUGGGAAAAAAGGCCAUUUUCCUGCCGCUUAUGUGGAGGAGUUACCUUCAAAUGCUGGCAACACAGCUACAAAGACAUAAAACAAGACUCUGAACAUACUACCUUCACACUCUGUAACCAACAAUACAAUGUGGUUCAAAUAAGAAUAAAGUGCUAUUAUCUUUACA